This is a messenger RNA of Penicillium malachiteum, 1764 nucleotides long. Its product is annotated as FAD-binding oxidoreductase. NCBI's taxonomy places the organism in Eukaryota, Fungi, Ascomycota, Eurotiomycetes, Eurotiales, Aspergillaceae. Gene Ontology annotation, molecular function: FAD binding; oxidoreductase activity. The transcript has a single exon. The record is from RefSeq and is a predicted model, not a curated record. Bases 1 to 1764 code for a protein of 587 amino acids.
AUGGCCAGCUCUAUUUCUUCGAUCCUUCUCCUCUCUCUUGGUCUAGCUGCAUCUGCCACUGCUGCUAGUUACGAUUGCCGACCAGGUCAAAAAUGUUGGCCCUCUUUAAGCCAAUGGCAGCAAUUGAACACCAGUGUUGAUGGUAAUCUCCAUCAAACUAUUCCCAUUGCUGCUUCUUGCUACAAAAGCUCGGCUCAUUAUGAUCCGAAGGCUUGUGAAGUCGUCGAGGAUUACUACGGAGAUAGUAUUAUUCGCGGUGAACACUUCGGGCAGACCUACUGGCUCAAUUGGGAGACCUGUCAGAGUUCUGGAUGUACGCUUCUGGAAUCUGAUCCGACUGAGACCACCUAUGCCAAUUGCUCAAUUGGUCGCUUGGCUUCAUACUAUGUCGACGUUCGUGAUCCAUCGCAUAUUUCUGCUGCGCUCAAGUUUGCAACGACGCACAACAUCCGUCUUAGUGUGAAGAAUACAGGUCAUGACUUCUACGGAAGGUCCUCUGUUCCGAAUACACUUGCUAUCUGGACGAAGAACCUCGAUAACCUCACAUUUUACUCCAAUUUCACAGCUCAUGAUUGUCCUGCAUCGAACAGUCAAAACGUUGGAGAGCUUGACGCUGGAGUUGUUGCUCAGGAUGCAUACCGCUUCUUUAAUAGCCACGGGAUGGAUAUUAUGGGAGGCUAUGAAGAGUCUGUAGGCCUUGCUGGCGGAUUUGCUCAAGGUGGUGGUGUUGGGUCUUUUACAACAACUUACGGUCUCAUGGCUGACAACGCUGUGGAGUUUGAAGUUGUCACUGCCGACGGAGAGUUACGUGUCAUCAACCAGUGCAAUGAUCCUGACUUAUUCUGGGCCAUGCGAGGUGGUGGAGGUGGUACCUAUGCGGUUCUCACAAAGUAUCGCGUGCAGCUUUUUCCAUCCUUGCCCAUCCACACAUACACCUUCACUGCAAACUUCACCAAUGCUACACCCGAGACCAAUGCGACAGAGAAUGUUGCCUUGCGUGAGAUUCUCACAGAACAUGCCCAGAGACAGAUUGGCUGGUCUUCUCAACUGAUCACAGGUCAGAUCGAAUACUUUCCUGAAAAACUUGCCGUCAGUUUGGUACUAGUAUAUGGCGACAAUGGAUCAAAACUGAAGGCUGCUACUGCAGACUUUGACAAGUAUCUCAGCAAUCGCACAGAUCUUUCUGUAUCAGAGAACGGAUAUAAUUCAUACACCAAUUAUGCUCAAUACUUGUCAGUGACUGCGGCCGACGCCAAAGUCACCGAGCCAUCUGGAAUAUUUUCGCUUUUGUCUUCGCGAUUGAUACCCACCAAGGUAUUCACUGAUCCGAAAACCAUCGAUGAGCUAGUGGAAGGUGUGCUGCAGGGGAUUGCAACAGCCAGAAGUCUUCUCGACCUCAGCGGUACCCAGAUUGUCUGUGAGACUCCUCUGACCAAUGCAAACGCCGACGAAUCAUCAGCUGUUAACCCAGCUUGGCGGGACGCCCUUUGGCAUGUCAUCCAUGUUGGCGAAUGGCUCGAGCCAAUGGAUGAUAGCUUGUUGAAAUCCACUGCUGAAGGCAUUCUGCACACGGUGGACCCUUUGAAGGCGCUGAGUCCUGGUGGAGGUGCCUAUCUGAACGAAGCAAGUUACCUGGAGCCAGAUUGGGAACAGACUUAUUUUGGUUCUUUCUAUGAUCGGCUUUUGGAGGUGAAGAACCAAUAUGAUCCCACUCAUAUAUUUGAUUGUUGGAAAUGUGUUGGAUGGAGAGGAGAGUCUGAGUGA